UUUACUCUCUAGAGUUUUCUUAAAGGUUGACGUUACCGACACCAUGGCGUUCAUUUCCAGUGAAAUGAUUUCAUGUAUUUUACUGUCAUUUCUCAUUUCAUUCAUAGAAGGAAGAUUUGAUUACCAUUAUGUGACAUGUGGAUCUACAUUAAAACUAUUUAAUCCAUACCACAAUAUACGGCUACACUCCCAUGAUGUCAAGUAUGGGUCAGGCAGUGGUCAACAGUCUGUAACAGGUGUAGAAGCUUCAGAUGAUCACAAUAGUUACUGGCAGGUUAUAGGAAAAACAGGGAAACAAUGUGAAAGAGGACAGCCAAUCAAAUGUGGACAGACAAUAAGAUUGUUACAUCUCAAUACCAACAGGAAUUUGCAUAGUCACCAUUUCCAGUCACCGUUGUCAAGAAAUUUAGAAGUAACAGCAUUUGGAGAAAAUGGUGUAGGAGAUGAAGGUGAUCACUGGGUCAUUAUAUGUUCUGGUAAUUACUGGGACAGAAACCAAAAAGUCAGGAUUAAAAAUGUAGUGACAGAAAACUAUUUACAUGUAACUGGUGACACUUUUGGUCGACCAAUCCAUGGACAAAAAGAGAUUUGUGCCUACCCUUCGCCAAGUGAACUGAAUUAUUGGCAGGCUGCCGAGGGAAUCUUUAUAAAGCCAUCAGAAUCUCCAGUCCCGACAGUCAGAACACCGGCACAUGAUGAAUUUUGAUUUCACCUUUAUUAGAUGGACUUUAACGAUUUACUAUUUUUGGUUACUGUAAAUUCAGAAAUUAUUGCUGUGUUUUUAUUAAUGCGAAAAAUGCUUAAUAAUAAACACUAACAUUCAUAAUGUCAUUAGUAAAUUUCCUUCACAAAAUUUUUGCAAUUGCCUUAAUUAAAUCUGGCAUUUUUGCUAGUUAUCUAACAAUAAUAAAUGCACACAUUAAUUUCUAAAUUUACAGUAUUUUAUGAAGUUUUUCUGGAUACUGUAAUUCCAAAAGUCUCAGAUUUUACUUGAUGUUCAUUCCAAUUAAAUCUAAAUAAUAACUGUUCCAAAGUUUCAUUGGUUCUCUUGUUUUGAAGUUCUUCUCAUAUUUCCUGAAUGUUUGGUCCAGUUAAAAAAAAAAAAAAUCACUUGACCAAUAUUUAACAAAACUUUUGUCAACUGACCUGCCAAUAACCGGUGGUCAAUGGAAUGCUGGUCAGUCAGAUACCUUUGUAUUUACAAGACUUUUUCAAAAGAUCAAAUAGCAAGAAUGGAAAAAAUGACCAUGUAGAAAAUUUAGUAUGAGCACUGACAUUUUAACUCAUGUUGUAGUUGUACUAGGAAAAUGUGUUUGAGGGGAUGUAACUCUCUGUAAAAAGUGUGACUGGUAGGUUUAGUUGUAUCAUUGGAGCAAAGUACAUUGUAAUCGAACAAGCUGGGUACAACAUUGUAAUACUUGUUUGAUUAAACUUUAUGAUUUUUAUUAAUUAUAUUUCUUCAAUUAAAUGUUGUUACAAAAUUAUCAUAUAUUUUCACACAUCGUCUUCGUUAUUCUAUAAUUUAAAAAGAAUUUACUCACAAUGUAAUUCUUUUUACAGGUUUUUUUUUUACUUUUCAUAUUCAUUCUCACACAUUUUGACCAUAAGUUGAUGAUUGAAUCCAAAUUUUCUUUAUAACGACAGCUUUCAAUACAUGUCACAAUGUGUAUAAUUAUCAAAUCGGACGCUUUGUUUUCUACUGUAAACAAACUUGUAUUUUCUAAAAAAAAAAAUAAUUAAGUCCUUUCAAACAAACUUUGUUUUAAUUCAGAAAGAAGAUUCAAAUUUGACAUAUUUGAGUUAUUUUUGUACUAAUAAAGGAAAGUUGUGAAAAUACAAUGCUCCUGAAAAUUAGUUGGUUUACAAUAUUUCAUACAGCAAAUUGUUGUCUUGCUUUUUUUUGUCUUACCAGAGAGGGAUAUUAUAUUUCUAUAGGAUAUAUUUGUACAUGUUUUUGAAUGUUUUUUUUUUUUUUUUUUUUACCAGUUGAAGUUUAUAUUUUUAAUGUAAAUCGUAAGCUUAACCUGUUGUGAUGCAAAAGUUAAAUGUGGGAAAUCUUAGAAUCUGGUCAUUAAAACAUUCAUGAAUCUAAUUGUAUGGACAUACAAUGUUGUAUUGUUGAGUGUUUGAAUUGAAGAAAAUGUUCAUAAUAUCAAUGUUGCUGUUUAAAUUUGGUAAUUUAUUAUAGAAUAUAAGUAGAAUUUAUUUUAUCACAAAUACAUGUAUUGAGAUUUAUGGUUGAAGUAUGAUUCCACCUACAAGAAUGUAAUAAAAAUUGUUAUUUUAAAUCCAUCCUUUUACUAUAUAUAUAUAUAUAUAUAAAGAUUGCCUAACAAUGUAAUUUUAACACACUAUUUAGUAUGUAAAUAUAAGAAUGUUUAAAAUAUUUACAAAACGAUGAAAAUAAACGCAAUAUUUCGCUAGACUAACUAGCUUUAUCAAGCGUGCAUCUAUCCAGGUGAAAUCGGAUGUAGAUGAUAAGAAACUUUUCUUUAAAAUUACAUUGUUAGGCAAUCUAUAAUUUUAUUUGUGUAAUUGAAUUAAUCUCUGUACUGAUUAAUCCACACUCCCAUAGAUUUGUAUGUCACGUGCUGCUAUUUAUAGGCACUUAUAUAUAUAUAUAUGUAUAGAUUCUACCUAUAAAAGGAGAAUAUUAAUAUUAUGCACUUAUAUGUGAAAAGGUGAUGUACAUUGACCAUUCAGAUCAGAAAGGAUAUUAAGUUCUUACAAAAAAAUAUUCUGUCAUGUUUUUGUUAAGAGAAUUUUUUGGAACAAGUUAAAAUGAGGGUAUAAAUGAUUAGCUUAUUGUGUGUCAGAUUGUAUAUGUCUUGCUUAUAAAUUAUACUAACAAUUGAAAUAAACUAUUUUAUAUA
Mytilus californianus (California mussel) is the source of this 2873-nucleotide messenger RNA. RefSeq names its product stromal cell-derived factor 2-like. The record is from RefSeq and is a predicted model, not a curated record. NCBI's taxonomy places the organism in Eukaryota, Metazoa, Mollusca, Bivalvia, Mytilida, Mytilidae. The coding region runs from base 44 to 706 and encodes 220 amino acids. The transcript has 6 exons.